Diprion similis is the source of this 10547-nucleotide messenger RNA. RefSeq names its product putative aminopeptidase-2. Gene Ontology annotation, molecular function: metalloaminopeptidase activity; peptide binding; zinc ion binding. Bases 81 to 10547 code for a protein of 3488 amino acids. The transcript is spliced from 35 exons. The record is from RefSeq and is a predicted model, not a curated record. Lineage: Eukaryota; Metazoa; Arthropoda; Insecta; Hymenoptera; Diprionidae. Gene Ontology annotation, cellular component: cytoplasm. Gene Ontology annotation, biological process: proteolysis; peptide catabolic process.
CUCUGGCAUCCAAUAUAUAGAGUAAUAUAUUAAAUGAUUGAAGGAAAACAGAUGAAAUAGUCGGAUUUUUACCACACAGAAUGAGAGCCACUCAGGCGGUAGUGGCUGCCGUAGCAGUGUUGCUGGCUUCGACACAUGCUUAUCCCACCAUCGAGGACCAUGCUGCGAAAUUUGAAAGCCGACAAAUUCAGGACCGUGCUGAUGAGGAGUACCGAUUGCCAACCACCUUGUCACCUGAGAAUUAUACGGUCAUCCUAGCACCUUACAUCGAGGAAGGAAACUUCACUUUCGAUGGGUUUGUCUACAUCGAGAUGAAAGUUGUUGAAGCGACGAACUCUAUCAUUUUGCAUGCGAAGGACUUGAACAUUACCUGGAUCGAGGUUUCCUUACCAGACUCGAGUACCAUAAAUGUCACAGAACAAGCUUUGAACGAGGUUACCGACAUCCUAACACUCACACUAGAAAGCUCUCUAACAGUAAAUUCAACGGUAUACCUGAAGAUUCUAUAUGUCGGUGUACUCAACGAUGACAUGACCGGAUUCUACAGAAGCUCAUACACCGAUUCCAAUGGCACUACAAAGUGGGUCGCCACCACUCAGUUUCAGCCCACUUAUGCAAGACAGGCGUUUCCAUGUUUCGAUGAGCCGGCCUUCAAGGCAAAAUUUAACAUCCUUGUUAACAGACCGGAAGGAUAUCACGCGAUCAGCAACAUGCCAAUCGUUAAUGCUUCCGAGCUGAGCAAUGGCCGUAUCACGGAUGUCUUUGAUGAAACACCAAUAAUGUCCACCUACCUUUUGGCCAUUCUCGUAUCUGACUUCGAGAACUUAACAACUUCAGAUGGGAAUUUUAGCACGUGGGCGAGGCCAAACGCCAUUUCCCAAGCGGAAUAUGCCCUCAGCCUAGGUCCCCCAAUUUUGGCUUACUUCUCGGAAAUAACUGGUCAUGACUAUCCUCUGGCCAAAAUGGACAUGGCAGCUUUAACGGACUUCUCUUGGGGUGCUAUGGAAAAUUGGGGCUUGGUUACAUAUCGUGAGACUGCGAUGCUUUACGACGCCGACCACUCCUCGGCCACAGCCAAGUCGAGAGUUGCCACCGUCGUGGCUCACGAAUUAGCUCAUAUGUGGUUUGGCAACAUUAUCACAUUAGAGUGGUGGGACUAUGCUUGGCUUAACGAAGGAUUUGCCAGAAGGCUUCAAUAUUUGGCAACUGACAGUGUUGAAUCGUCAUGGAAUUUGCAACAUCAGUUCUUAGUUGACCAACAUCAAGUAGUAUUUGCCAAUGACGCUUUAGAAUCAGCGCAUGCAUUGGUUGCUUCAGUGUUGACUCCCACCGAGAUUUCCAAUCACUUCAGUACAAUCUCGUACAAUAAGGGCGCCAGCAUUAUCAGGAUGAUUGAAACUGUUUUAGGGGAAUCGGUUUGGCAUGCAGUUCUCCAUGAAUAUAUCGAAGCUAAUAUGUACGGCAACGUCGAACCGGACGAUCUUUGGGCGGCAAUUCAAGACCAAGUUGAUAUCAAUGACGUGAACUUCGGUAAUCAGACUGUAAAAACAGUUCUCGAUACCUGGAUAUUGCAGGCGGGUUUCCCCGUUGUCACGGUGAACGUUACUAACCAAUCUACCGGAAUCGCCACGAUAUCUCAGGAACGAUUCCUACUACGGGGAACCGAAAACUCUCUAACCAACUUGACCUGGUGGGUACCGAUAAGUUACAUCACUGCGAGUGAGCCGAACUUCAACGACACAUCAACAAAGUACUGGCUGGGUAAUGAAACUGCGACUAUUCAAGUGGGCAACGGAACAGAAGACUGGAUUUUGUUCAACGUUCAGGAGACUGGUUACUACAGAGUCAACUAUGAUGUAGAAUCUUGGACAAAGAUCAUAAACCUACUCAAUAGUGCAGAUUUUGAAACAAUCCACGUUCUGAAUCGAGCCCAAAUUGUCGAUGACCUCCUCAAUCUCGCCAGAGCCGACUAUGUCAGCUUUGAAAUUACUUUGGCCGCAACGCAGUACCUUGCGCAAGAAAGCAACUACGUCCCGUGGAAGGCAUUUUUCACUGGAUUGAACUACUUGGAUCGUCGUUUUCUCGGACAAGAUGACAUGUACGACUUGUUUCAGACUCACCUCCUAACUCUCAUCGAUAACGUUUAUAAUAAACUUGGCUUCAACGACGUGACCGGGGAAGAUUGGUUGGACACGCUUAACCGCCGUCAAAUCCUAGACUGGGUCUGCAACUAUGGGCAUGAGGAUUGCAUUUCGAAGUCCCUUGAAUAUUUCGCUGCGUAUAAGGCAAACACUUCCAACACGGUUUCUCCAAACCAGCGAACUGCCGUGUACUGCACUGCCAUCAAGCACGGUACCUCAGAGGACUGGUACUUCCUCUGGAACCAAUAUUCUCUGGCAAAUGUUGCAGCGGAACAGAUAGUCAUACUUCAAUCACUCGGCUGUUCGAGAAACUAUACUAUUCUUUACGACUAUCUGCACUAUCUUCUUGAAGAAGAACGCGGAAUCAGAGCUCAGGAUAUGUCGACGGUAUACGCUGCGGUCUACACUUACGGUGGAUUGGAAGGCGUAAACGCAACGCUGGACUUUGUUGCUGAUUGCUACAGAGACAUUGAAUCCUACUAUGGUAGUUUAAGCUACGUUUCAAGCAUUUUAUCCGGUGCGUCUCAGAGAUUAUCGACUCAGGAGCUUCUGGACAAGUUUUCUAGCAUUAUCGAAACUCAUGCCGACAACUUGACGUCGAUAUCAAGUAGCUUGUCAUCCCAGCUUACUCUCGCUCAAUAUGAACUGAAUUGGUAUAAAGAACACGCUGACGUGAUUUCUACCUGGCUCUCCGAGCUGUAUGAAACCACGGAUGAUUAUCGUCUACCAACGACAAUUUAUCCAACUACUUAUGAAGUUCACCUAGCCCCUAAUUUUGAGGUGGAUAAUUUCAUAUUCAACGGCAGUGUACAGAUCGAAGCGGAUGUCGUCAAACAAACUAACAAAAUCGUACUGCAGUACUACGAAAUCACCAUAAUCAACGUUUCGGUGGCGGCGAACUCCUUAUCCCUUGUAAUUUCAAACACGACUUACAACUCGACUACCCAUAAGUACACGAUUAUACUUGAAACAGCAUUAGCGGCUGGAACGUCCAUCGUUAUUGAUAUUAUUUACGUGGGAACUCUGGACGAUGAUAUGCAAGGAUUUUACCGAAGCUCAUAUAUCAACGCCGAAGGUGAAACAAGAUGGCUGGCUGCCACUCAAUUUCAAUCUACGUAUGCAAGACAGGCAUUCCCUUGCUUUGACGAGCCAUCUUUCAAGGCAAAGUUUACUAUCCACGUUCAAAGACUAACGAAUUAUACCAGCAUCAGCAACAUGCCACUGGCCAAUUCAACUGCAUCUGAGAAUGGCUACGUGUGGGAUACAUUUGAACAGAGUCUCACUAUGUCCAGUUACUUGGUAGCGGUUCUGGUUUCCGAUUUCGAUGUUGUGACUAAUACAACAGCAAACUUUAGUGUAUGGACAAGGCCUGAAGCCAUUUCUCAGGCCGAAUAUGCUUUGGAUUUCGGCCCAAAGAUGCUGACCUAUUUCGAGAAUCUCUUUGGCCAUGAAUAUCAACUGUCCAAGGUAGACAUGGUGGCGAUUCCAGACUUUUCUGCUGGUGCAAUGGAAAACUGGGGCCUGAUCACAUAUAGAGAAACACGAGUACUAUAUGAUGAAGAUCAUAGUUCAGUAGCCGCACAGCAGAGAACAUCACCUGUUAUUAGUCACGAAUUAUUGCACAUGUGGUUUGGAAAUCUGGUCAGCCCGAGUUGGUGGCGCGUCGUCUGGCUUAGCGAAGCUUUUGCCAGGUAUUAUCAGUACUUCGGCACAGCAGCGAUCGAGCCAACGUGGAAAUUCGAUCAGCAGUUUGUCGUUGAUCAAUUGCAAGUCGUGUUUGCAACAGAUGCUCUGGAAUCUGCAAUUCCAAUGACCAACGACGUAUCUACCCCGUCUCAGGUCAGUUCGAAUUUCGGGACUAUAUCCUACGCGAAGGGUGCUAGCAUCGUCCGUAUGACAGAGAACUUCCUUGGAUCCGAACCCUUUGUCGCAGCACUACACAAUUACCUGGAUGCCAGGCAAUACUCUACGGCGGAUCCAGAAGACUUAUGGGAAGCGCUACAAGAGCAAGUAGACAUCUAUGGACUGGUAUUGGGCAGUUCCGUGGAAGAUAUUCUCAAGACUUGGACCGAACAGGCAGGCUUUCCGGUAAUCAAUGUAUCCAUUACUAACGGGAUUGCUACGCUGUCGCAGGAACGGUUUUUGUUGAGAAGAACCAACAGCUCAGUGACCAACGUCACGUGGUGGGUGCCAAUCACCUGGGUGACCAGCAGUGAUCCCAACUUUGAGAAUACAACGGCCAAAUAUUGGUUCAGCAAUGAAACUGCGACUGUUAAAAUAGCCGAAGGAACUCCGAACUGGACCAUUUUCAAUGUUCAAGAAUCUGGAUACUAUCGCGUCAAUUAUGACAGUGAUUCAUGGGCGCGCAUCAUUGCGUAUUUGAAGAGCUCGGAUUUUGAGGAGAUCCAUGAGUUGAAUCGGGCUGCGAUUGUGGAUGAUUUGCUUCACCUUGCAAGAGCUGGUUACUUGGAUUACGAAACCGCACUGGAUGGGUUGCAGUAUCUCAGUCAAGAGACUAAUUAUUUACCGUUUAAAGCCGCGUUCACCUCGCUUGUUUACCUCAACCGACGUUUCGCUGGCCAGAACGGUGAAUCGUUGUACAAUACGCACAUGCUGGCUUUAAUUGAAAAUAUUUACAACGAACUCGGAUUCGAGGAUCAAGAUGGAGAUGAUCGAUUCACAGUCCUGUUGCGAAGCGAAGUUAAUAGCUGGGCGUGUGACUUCGGCCAUGCCGAAUGUAUAUCUAAGUCCCUUGAAUACUUCGCUGCGUGGAAAGCCAAUUCAUCAAAUUUAGUUCCCAAGAAUCAGAGACCUGCAGUGUAUUGCGCGGCGAUUAAAUACGGCUCGUCAGACGACUGGGAGUAUCUCUAUGAGGCAUAUUUAAACUCUAACGUUGCUGCAGAACAAACUGUAAUUCUAACUGCACUUGGUUGUAGCCAAAAUAAAACCAUCCUCAACAAAUACCUUAGCUAUGCGACGACCGGUUUCGCUAGCAACGGAGUCCGUCGCCAAGAUAGUACGUCUGUGUUUGCUGCCGUUUAUGGUGCAGGUUUAUUCGGCGCUGAAGUUGCACUUGAUUAUGUCUCAGAAAAUUAUGGAAUAAUGUAUGAGUACUACCAAGGGUAUAGCAGUGUAUCUUCUAUCCUGUCAGGGAUCACUCUUAGGCUAUCGACGCAGGAGCUGAUCGAUAAAUUCGAACUCGUGAUAGAAAACCACGGACAGAAUCUCAGCUCAAUCGCAUCUUCUCUCGAAUCCUACCUGACCUUGGCUAACUACGAGUUAAACUGGUACAAUGAUAACUCACCAGCCAUAAUAAGCUGGCUAUCUGCAUUGUAUGAAGAUGAAGAUACGAGCGCGACGACAGACUACAGACUUCCAACAAAUAUAAUUCCACAAAGCUACGAGAUACGUGUCACGCCAUACCUGGGGGGAAACUUCACUUUCGAUGGCAUCGUGGACAUUGAAACGAAUGUAGCUACACCGACAAACACAAUAGUUCUUCAUACUGAUGAAAUCACAUGGGAUGAAAUUACUGUAACUAGCAAUGGCAUCGAGGUUGCAAUAGUUAACGUCACUUACGUCUCAACGUAUCACUUCCUCACCAUAGAACUCAACUCUACGCUUACUGCUGGUUCUGUUGUUCAUAUCAACGUAGUGUACACGGGUAUCCUGAAUACAGUGAUGCGUGGAUUUUAUAGAAGUUCGUACAUUAACGACGAUGGUGAAACUAGGUGGCUCGCAGCAACUCAUUUGGAACCCACUGGAGCCAGGAAAAUGUUCCCCUGCUUUGAUGAACCAGCACUUAAGGCCAAAUUCAUUGUCCACGUAAAUAGACCAGAAGACUAUAAUGUCAUCAGUAACAUGCCGCUAAACUUCUCCUCGAGCGCUGUUGACGGUCGCGUUUGGGAUACCUUUGAACAAACUGUGACCAUGUCGACAUAUUUGCUCGCCGUGAUCGUCUCCGACUUCACAAGCCUCACGAACGAAACUGCAAACUUCAGCGUUUGGGCAAGGCCGAACGCUAUCGACCAAGCAGCUUACGCGUUGUCCAUUGGGCCACCACUGGUUACUCUUUUAGAAAACCUGAUCGAUCACGAGUACCAAUUACCAAAACUCGACAUGGCAGCUCUACCAGACUUUACGUCUGGCGCUAUGGAGAACUGGGGACUUCUUACCUAUAGGGAAACGCGGAUGCUAGUUGACGAUGAGCACACGUCGACCCCGGACAAACAGGUUAUCGCCAACGUUAUCGCCCACGAAGUGACACAUCAAUGGUUUGGUAAUCUCGUCAGCCCUGAAUGGUGGAAGUACUUGUGGCUGAACGAAGGAUUUGCCAGAUACUAUCAGUACCACGCCACAUCGGGUGUUGAAACAACGUGGGGCUUACAGUCUCAGUUUGUUGUGGAACAACAUCAAGUCGUGUUUGCCGCUGACAGCCUAACAUCGACUCAUGCUAUGAGCUAUGAUGUAUACAGUCCCACUCAAAUUCGCAGCAUCUUUGAUUCCAUCUCUUACGCUAAAGCAGGCAGUGUCAUUCGUAUGAUGGACAAGAGUUUUGGUGGAGUGCUGUUCCACAAUGCUCUGCACGAUUACCUGGAGGCCCGGCAAUACACCUACGCUACACCCGAACACCUUUGGGAAGCCUUCCAAGGUCAAGUGAACGCUACAAGUUUGGAACUUGACGCUAGUGUAAAAACCAUCAUGGACACGUGGGUUAACCAAGCCGGUUACCCGGUUCUUAACGUUACGAUUGCAGCCGGUACUGCUACGCUUUCCCAGGAAAAAUUCCUCUUAAGAAACACUGCUAACGCUAGCACUGAACAAACAUGGUGGAUACCUGUAACGUGGACGACUCAAAGUGAUCCUCAAUUCACCAAUACAACCCCAACGUACUGGCUGAGUGCACAAAGCUCAAACAUUACAGUGAAUAAUGGAACCAACGAGUGGAUUAUUUUCAACCUUCAAGAGUCAGGCUACUACCGCGUUAACUAUGACACGCAAUCUUGGCUGCGUAUUAUAAAUGCUUUGAAAACUGAAGAAACUACGAUAAUACACGAGCUAAACCGUGCCUCAAUAAUUGAUGACCUCUGCAAUCUUGCCAGAAUGGGAUACGUCGAGUACGAAAUUUUACUUGAGGCAACGCAGUAUUUAAAGCGAGAGACUAAUUAUUUACCAUGGAGAGCUGCGUUCAAUGGUUUAACUUACCUGAAUCGACGAUUCGCAGGCACAGAUUCUUACGAUUUAUACAAGCAACACAUCCUCGCAAUUUUGGACACAGCAUACGAAAAUCUUGGAUUCAGUGACGUUGACGGAGAAGAUUACUUCAAUACUCUUCUGAGGCGAUAUGUUCUUAGUUGGGCUUGUAGCUUUGGACACGACGGCUGCAUAAGCACAUCGCAGGAAUUGUUUGCGGCUUGGAGAGCCAAUUCCUCUGCAACUAUCCCUGUAAAUCAAAGAACUGCUGUUUACUGCACUGCCAUCAAACAUGGAACAUCAGAAGAUUGGGAAUUUUUGUGGAAGCAGUACCAAGCGUCUAACGUCGCCACGGAAAACCUUGUCAUUCUAGAUGCUCUUGGAUGUUCGGAAAAUACAACUAUUCUUCACGAUUACCUGACAUAUGCAAUUACUGAUUUCGCCGAGAGUGGAAUUCGCUCGCAGGACAGCUCAACUGUAUUUUCUUCGGUUUACGGCGCUGGUCUGAUUGGAGCUGAAUAUGUUCUCGACUUUGUCGAAGACCAUUACGCAGAAAUGUACGAAUACUAUGCCAGUUACAGCAGCAUCGCAUCAAUACUAUCGGGAGUUGGUACCCGGUUAUCCACACAAGAACUCGUCGACAAAUUCGAACUGUUCAUUGAAAAUAAUAGCGGAAAUCUCUCUUCAAUAUCUUCUUCUCUUAACUCGUAUCUAAAUUUGGCAAACUUUGAACUAGAAUGGUUCGAAGACUAUUCGCCGGAGAUAAUCGAAUGGCUGUCCAAAACGUACGCCGAAGAGAGUACAUCCGUAAACUAUCGUCUCCCAACUAACAUCCUACCCGAGUCGUACGACAUAUAUCUGACACCAUAUUUAGAAAUAGACAACUUUACAUUCUCCGGAGAGGUUCAGAUUGCCAUGAACGUUGUUAGUGAGACUGCCGAGAUCGUUUUGCAUGCCUUCGAACUGACAAUCCAGGAAAUAGUCGUAUAUGAAAACGCGAUAAAUCUUCUGACGGUUUCCAGUACUAAGUACGACUCAGUUACCCACAAGCUUACUCUUUCUUUUGACACCACUUUCUCGACAGGCACCUCUAUUACUGUAUACAUUGCAUACACUGGAAUCCUGAACAACGAAAUGAAAGGAUUCUACCGCAGUUCGUACACGGCUGAAGAUGGAACGACACACUGGAUAGCAACAACCCAGUUCCAGCCUACUCACGCACGGCGUGCCUUCCCAUGCUUUGAUGAGCCAUCAUUCAAAGCCAAAUUCACAGUGAAUAUCGAAACGCCCGACGGUUAUCAUUCGAUUAGCAACACGCCUUGGAGCCAAUCUGUAACAUCCACGACCGCUAACCGUACUUGGGAUUCGUUUGAACAAACCGUGACGAUGUCAUCUUACCUGAUUGCCUUUAUCGUAUCUGACUUCGAGUCAAUAGAAAACGAAAACCAGGAUUUCAGAGUUUGGGCACGACCAAACGCCAUAGAGCACGGUGAAUAUGCGUUGUCAGUAGGGCAGGAGAUAUUAGACUUCCUCGCUGAAUAUACUGACGUAGCUUAUCCAUUGACCAAAAUGGACAUGGCAGCUAUCCCGGACUUUUCUGCUGGUGCUAUGGAAAACUGGGGACUUGUUACCUACAGGGAAUACGGUCUACUGUCGAACGAUAACGUCACUUCAUCAACGUACAAGAAAUACAUCACCACCAUCGUCGCACAUGAACUUGUACACAUGUGGUUUGGAAACUUAGUCACUUGUGAAUGGUGGGAUUACACUUGGCUUAAUGAAGGGUUCGCUCAGUACUAUCAAUUUUUCGUUGGCGAAGCGGUUGAGCCCGAAGGAAAACUGCUACAGCAGUUUGUUGUCUAUGGACUUCAUAGUGCUAUGGAAACUGAUGCAUCAGCCUCUAUCCGUGCAAUGAAUAGCGAUGUUUCAACCCCAAGCGAAAUCAGCAGUGGCUUCGAUACAAUCGCUUACGCAAAAUCCGCUAGUGUUAUCCGGAUGAUGCAGAACAGUUUUGGUGCGACACUCUUUGCUGACGCCCUGCACAAUUACCUUGAAGAAAAUCAGUAUAGCACGUCGAAUCCCGAUAAACUUUGGGCUGCCAUUCAGACCCAAGUGGACCAAAACGGUACACUUGAUGAGGUGGGCCAGACGGUCAAAACUUUAAUGGACAGUUGGGUGACACAGUCUGGAUACCCAGUUGUCAAUGCGAGUCUUUCGUCUGGUGUUGUUACUCUCACGCAGGAAAGAUUCUUACUUAAUCGAACUUCGACCUCGGUUACCAACUAUACUUUUUGGAUACCGGUCACAUACACCACCGAGUCCAAUGCAGACUUUGAAACAACCUCGCCCAAACUUUGGUUUGGUGAAAGUUCUACAUCCAUAAACUUGGGAAUUGCAGAGGAAUGGUUCAUCUUGAACGUCCAAGAAGUUGGCUAUUAUCGCGUGAACUACGAUGAAGAUUCAUGGUCGCGGAUAAUUUCAACCCUGAAAAGCAGUGAAUUUGAAAAAAUACACGAGUUAAAUCGGGCACAGAUUAUUGAUGACCUUCUAAAUUUGGCGCGAUCCGGUUACGUGGAGUACAGUCUCGCGCUAGAAGCGACUUUGUACUUGAAGCAGGAAACCAACCAUCUUCCCUGGAGAGCAUUUUUCAACGGGCUUGCAUUUUUGAACCGACGUUUCACAGGGCAAAGUAGUAAAGAGCUCUUCGACGAAUACGUUUUGGAUCUUAUAGACAACGUUUACGAACAUGUUGGCUUGAGCGACGUUGAUGGGGAAGGUCAACUGAAUGAACUGAACAGACAUCUGAUCGCAACUUCUGCUUGCAAUUACGGUCACACGGGCUGUAUCGACCAAGCGAAAACUCUGUUUGCCAAUUGGCGCAACGACAACUCACAGUGGAUAACUCCAAACAUUCGACCAGCUGUUUAUUGCACAGCCCUUAAGUAUGGAACUUACGAAGACUGGGAUUUCCUGUGGGAACAAUACGGAACUACAAACUUCGGGUCCGAACAAGUUGUCAUUUUAAACGCCCUUGGAUGUACCACCAACACAACUAUUUUAUCCAACUACCUUCAUUACGGAAUAUCAACGGAUCAUGGUAUUCGAACACAAGAUAGUUCGACCGUUUUCUCUUCCGUGUACGGGUCACAUCAAAUAGGCUUGGAGCAUACCUUGGAUUUCAUCAUUAACCACUAUAACGAUAUGUACGAAUAG